Messenger RNA from Hydatigera taeniaeformis, 795 nucleotides. NCBI's taxonomy places the organism in Eukaryota, Metazoa, Platyhelminthes, Cestoda, Cyclophyllidea, Taeniidae. The record is from the annotation of a GenBank genome assembly.
GCAGUUUAUCUAGAUUGCCUCUUAGUUGUGGUCGUUUCGGGGGUCGUCUACAAUUUGGAGCCAUUUAAAAGAGGAUAUUUUUCAAACGAUGAUUCAUUAAAAUAUCCUUAUUACUCCUCAACAGUCAAGAGUAUAUACUUGUUUACAGUAGUGCCUAUAAUUACGGUUUUAAUUAUUGUUGCAACGGAGCUCAUACGAGCCCGUAGUUACGGUUUUACGACGCGUUACAAGCACAUUCCCCUGAUCAUUAUUAGUUUGUACAAAUUUCUUUACCUUUUGGCCUUCGGCUACGCUGUGGUCUCCAUGUUUGUUCAUAUAGGGAAAGUCGUCUUGGGUCGACUCCGGCCUCACUUUUACGACGUUUGUGGCCCAGCUGUUGUAGCUGAAACAACUUAUGGAUACAUAAGUGAAUUUACCUGCACCAAAAAUGAUGCUGGCUUAAUUAAGGACAUGAGACUAUCAUUCCCAUCAGGCCACGCUGCCUACACAAUGUUUCCAGCUAUCUUCAUUGCAGUGUACCUGCAUUACCGUAUGCCAGACAUUGGAAUGGGUUCGGUGUUGCAGGCAUUUGUCCAAACCGCGGCCGUAACAGCCGCCUUCUACGUUGGCAUGACACGAGUUUCAGACAACAAACACCACUGGACGGACGUUCUUGGCGGAAUGGUAAUUGGCGCCUUGGUUGGUAUUUAUACCGUGAGUUUGCCUCAAGUUUCUUGCCUCUUAGUUACAUGUUUUUCUUUUGACGUCAUUUCGUUGGAUUUACUGCAUUCUCGAAUCGUGCACAGCUGGUGGUGA